Molecule: messenger RNA, 750 nt
Organism: Cladocopium goreaui
Lineage: Eukaryota; Dinophyceae; Suessiales; Symbiodiniaceae
Source: the annotation of a GenBank genome assembly
AUGAAAGAUGACUUUUUGGAUUUGGGUGAUGAGCCGGGCUCCAAGCAUUUGCUCAAUGCGAGCAUUGCAGUGCCCAGUGAAAUUUUGCUUCACCCUCAUGAUUUUCAAAAAAAUGUGGUUCAUUUUUUUUGUGUUACAGUACAAGUACUGUAUCUGAAUCUGGUGUUGCCAUCAGCUAGUGACAGGUGGAACUGCAAUUCGCUGGGUCGAGACAAAAUGCCCUAUGCAGAGGCCUUAUUUCUGCGGGAUAACGGCUUCGACCACGCGGCAGUUCGCAAAAUUGGAGCUGUCUUUAGCGAUGACGGUGGUGUGGACCCAUACGUAGUGAUGUGCUCAGACAAGGGCAAGAUGCUCCAUUUCAACGGCGGGGUCAAACCUUGGACCUGGCAGACUUACUAUGCCGAUCACAAACUGCCACUCUGUGCCCUUCCCGAGAAUAUGCCCGAGAACUUCAACUUCAAUUCUGUGGUUCAAGUAAAGCUGUUUUGUAAGUUAGUGUCCUUCGUGAAUUGUGUGGAUAUUUGGAACAGUUUCAUCUCGGAAGAGACAGCUUGCGCUUUGCGGGAUUACAAGCAGGAGUGGCCGGAGGAGCCAACAUGGAUAGCCAACAUGGGCGAGAAGGUUGCCAAAGAGGAAGAAGAACGGAUAGACAGAGAAAAAGCGAGGAUUCAAAAACAGGAGGGACUGCAUCUUCCAGACGACUCACAUCGAUGUCGUUUAUGUGUUGAUAACCUGUAUUAUAAUAUAUAA